Messenger RNA from Adineta steineri, 2079 nucleotides. The record is from the annotation of a GenBank genome assembly. Lineage: Eukaryota; Metazoa; Rotifera; Eurotatoria; Adinetida; Adinetidae.
AUGAAUGGUGAUUUUGAUCUACAACUGAAUGAAGUUGAAAAAAUAUUUACUCCACGGCCUAAAACAUCACAAUCAAAUACUUCCACUGUAAGACAAACAACAAAUACAUUCGAUGUGGAUGAUCUCCUGAGAGAUUUAGACAUACCUAAAGUUUCGACACAACUGAAAACUACAUACGCACCAGUUAUAUUUAGUUGCCAAGAUGUAUAUUAUGAGAGUCACAAGGGUGGUGGUUUUUUUUCUCAAUCAAAAUUUUGUAAUGUUUUAAAAGCAGAGAUGUUGAACAUUUAUACAGUUGAAUUGACUAUUACUAAGAGAUUAUGGACAAAACAUCAAGAUUGUGUUCGAAUCAUUCAAGCAUAUGGUGAUCAAAAUGAAUGCCUUCAUAUUUCAUGUGAGUAUUCACCAAUCGGUAUAUUGGUUUCGUAUUUUCCUGAAGAUCAAUCAAAUAAAUUUCUAAAUUUAUGUGUUACUGAUAUAACAAUUGAAAAAAUUAUUAAAGAAAAAUUUAUAUCACGUGAUAUUAAUCUAACCACUAGUUCCGAUUUAACAACAACUAAUCAAAGUUUUUUUGCUCAAGAUAUUUUAAAAUUAGAAAAUCAGUUACGAUCUCGGCCUAUUUUAAUUAUACUUGAACAACGAUGCAUUCGUUUAUUUGGUAUAAUUGAUUUAGUCAAAGAAGUAGAAAAACAAAUUGAAGAUAUUCAAAUAAAAUAUGCAUCAAAUAUGGUUCAACUUAACUUGAAACCUAACCAGAUAAACUAUUUAAUGGAUAUUCAUUGUGAUGAAUUAAAAGCACUUGAAGCUAAUUAUAAAGAUACAAAGAUUAUUGAACAUUUAAGAAAUGCUAAAUUUCUAGCACCAACUUAUCUACAAAAUACUAUAGAAAAACAGAUUAUAAAUUUAGCCACAUUAUGUACACCAAUUGAUUUUGAAAUUCAAGAAGAAUCUUUUCGUCCAAUAGCACAGAAUGAAUGUUCUAAUCUUAUAAAUAUUGGUCGUCAAUAUAAAUGUCAUAUUGAAAUACAAGAAAAUGUCAUAAAUUAUACUUGUAAAAUACUUAAAGCUAUAUCACAAGAUCAUGUUUCGGAUGCAUUAACAGCAGCAGCAAUUAAAAUACAUCAGGAUGAUCUCGCUGAACAAAAAGUUGAUCUUGUUGUUAUUUGUUCGACAUCGAUGUAUCUUCGUGAUGAUAUUCUUAAAAAAGCUGGUCAAUCAGUAAAACAAGAAUAUAUAGAAGCUGCAAAAUCAUCACCAACAGAACCUUUUGAAACAAAUUCAGGAAAUUUAAAAUGUCGGAAACUUUUAUUUUUACCAUGGGAAAUAAAUCGAACUAAUAAUUAUACUUUUUAUCAAUCUAUUCGAAAUUUUGUUAAAAAAGCUGUACAACAUGCCAUUAAAACUCAUCAUACAUCAAUAGCAUUUCCAUCGAUUGGUUGUGGACAAAUAAAUGUAGAUAAAACUAUUAUUGCAAAUGAAAUGUUAGUCGAAGCUCAAAAACAAUUAUUAACAGGCAAUGUUUUAUUACAAAUAAUUUUUGUUAUUCUACCUCAACAAAUCGAUGUGUUUAACGCAUUUCAGUCGAAACUUGAUAAUCUUCAAACAGGCAAUAUAGCAAUAAAGGAUGCUGAAAUUUCUUAUCGUUUAUCAACACUUAAAUUAACUAUAAUAUCUUCCAGUAUAACAAAACAAGAAGAAUGCAAAAAAGCUUUAAAUAAUCAUAUACAAAAAUCGAUUGCUGUUCGUGAAUAUUUACAACAAACUGCUCUUAAAAUAUGGACACAACCUACUAUUAAUAAAUUUUAUAAAUUUUGUUUUAAUCAACAUGUUGUACUCGAUAUGAACAUUCAAAUUGGUUAUCUGAAAUUAUUUGGAUCAGAACAAUCAGUUAUAGAAGCUGACAAUGAAUAUCAUAAAGAACAAGCACAACAAAGUGAACAAGCUCGUUUAGCUGUUAUUGCUCGAGAUGUUAUUUGGGCAUAUAAAAUAAAUGAUAAUAAUUGGGAAAAAUAUUCAUCUGAAUUAAAUAUUCGUAUUGAAGAUGAAUAUUCAUCGAAAAGAUCAACAGUAAGUGAAUAG